Messenger RNA from Aspergillus sclerotioniger CBS 115572, 2737 nucleotides. RefSeq names its product putative phosphoketolase. Gene Ontology annotation, molecular function: aldehyde-lyase activity. NCBI's taxonomy places the organism in Eukaryota, Fungi, Ascomycota, Eurotiomycetes, Eurotiales, Aspergillaceae. Bases 258 to 2678 code for a protein of 806 amino acids. The record is from RefSeq and is a predicted model, not a curated record. Gene Ontology annotation, biological process: carbohydrate metabolic process. The transcript is spliced from 8 exons.
GGCAGGUGACGUAGUGCUCCUGCUGCAACUAUCCCGCCAGGCCUCACCACUCUUAUUAUCUCCCUUCAUUCAAUGCACUUGUGAUUGUGGCAUGAUCUUCUUUUCUCCUCUCAAUCAGCUUUACCAAGUGGGUAUUUAUUUCCCUGCUUCCACGUGCGGUCAAAUUUAUCUACCUAAUACUUAGAAACCCUGAGACGGACGGACCCUGGAACUUCAUAGAUUUGUUUACCGAUUGAUCGAUCACCGAUCAGCUCACCAUGCCGGGCGAAAUCAUCGAUAGGCCAAAUCCCAAGGCUGAGCCAUCGCAUAUCCCAGAUCUUGUUGAACAACUGCAGGUCAAGCUCCAGGAAACAACCUUAGGGGAGGCUGGCUACAAUGGCCUGCUGAAGUUCCGUCGUGCAGCGGCGUACAUCGCUGCUGCGAUGAUUUUCCUCCAGGAUAAUGUGUUGCUGAAGCAGGAUUUGAAACACGACGACAUCAAGCCCAGGCUUCUAGGUCACUGGGGCACAUGUCCCGGGCUGAUCCUCGUAUACUCCCAUCUGAACUACCUCAUCAGGAAGCAUAACCUAGACAUGCUCUAUGUUGUCGGCCCAGGACACGGUGCACCAGCCAUGCUGGCUGCCUUGUGGCUCGAGGGCUCAUUAGAGAAAUUCUAUCCCAAAUACUCUCGAGAUAAAAAUGGCCUGCAUGAACUUAUCUCAACUUUCAGUACAAGCGCUGGACUACCAAGCCAUAUCAAUGCGGAAACCCCAGGUGCAAUCCAUGAAGGUGGUGAACUAGGCUAUGCGUUGGCCGUCUCCUUUGGUGCUGUUAUGGACAACCCGGAUUUGAUUGUUACUUGCGUGGUUGGUGAUGGAGAAGCAGAGACUGGCCCUACCGCGACAUCCUGGCAUGCAAUCAAGUACAUCGACCCUGCUGAAUCAGGUGCCGUCCUUCCGAUUCUCCAUGUCAACGGAUUCAAGAUUAGCGAGCGCACUAUCUUCGGUUGCAUGGAUAACAAAGAGUUGGUCACUCUCUUCACAGGUUAUGGCUACCAGGUGCGCAUUGUCGAGAACCUGGAUGAUAUCGAUGCAGAUCUCCACAGCUCUAUGACGUGGGCGGUUGGGGAGAUCCACAAAAUUCAGAAAGCAGCGCGCUCUGGAAAACCGAUUAUGAAGCCUAGAUGGCCAAUGCUCGUUUUGCGCACACCAAAGGGUUGGUCCGGCCCCAAAGAGCUACACGGCUCGUUCAUCGAGGGUUCUUUCCAUUCGCAUCAGGUUCCUCUUCCCAACGCAAAGAAGGAUAAGGAGGAGCUUCAAGCUCUGCAGAAAUGGCUGUCCUCGUAUAGCCCGCACGAGCUUUUCACUGAGACCGGGGAUGUCAUCGACGAUAUUAAGUCUGUGAUGCCUUCGGAUGACUAUAAAAAGCUUGGCCAGCGUGCAGAGGCCUACAAGGGAUAUGUGGCACCCAACCUCCCUGACUGGCGGGAUUUUGGCGUCGAAAAAGGCACCCAGCAGAGCGCAAUGAAGACCAUCGGAAAGCUCAUUGACCAGGUCUUUACUCAGAAUCCACACACUGUCCGAUUGUUCUCGCCAGAUGAACUGGAAAGUAACAAGUUGGAUGCAGCUCUGGCGCACACUGGAAGGAACUUCCAGUGGGAUCAGUUCUCGAACGCGAAAGGCGGCCGUGUCAUUGAAGUGCUCAGUGAACACUUGUGUCAGGGCUUCAUGCAGGGAUAUACAUUGACGGGUCGCGUGGGCAUUUUCCCAUCAUAUGAAAGCUUUUUGGGUAUUAUUCACACCAUGAUGGUGCAAUAUGCCAAGUUCAACAAGAUGGCUCAAGAAACGACCUGGCAUAAGCCGGUUAGCAGCAUCAACUAUAUUGAAACAAGCACAUGGGCUCGUCAAGAGCACAACGGAUUUUCUCACCAAAACCCGUCCUUCAUCGGUGCCGUGCUCAAAUUGAAGCCCACAGCCGCCCGCGUAUAUCUGCCCCCCGAUGCCAACACUUUCCUGACAACUGUGCACCACUGUCUCAAGUCCAAGAACUACGUCAACCUCAUGGUUGGGUCGAAGCAGCCGACUCCCGUGUACUUAAGUACUGAAGAGGCGGAGAGUCACUGUCGAGCCGGCGCAUCGAUCUGGAAAUUCUGUAGUACCGACGACGGGCUGGACCCAGACGUCGUACUGGUUGGAAUUGGUGUGGAGGUGAUGUUCGAAGUCAUCUACGCAGCAGCCAUCCUACGCAAGCGUUGUCCAGAGCUCCGGGUGCGAGUGGUCAAUGUGACCGACUUGAUGAUUCUUGAAAACCACGGACUGCAUCCACACGCUCUGACCACGGAUGCUUUCGACAGCCUGUUUGGCUCGGAUCGACCAAUCCACUUCAACUACCACGGAUACCCGGCCGAGCUGAAGGGCCUGCUGUUUGGGCGACCUCGCUUGGACCGAGUGACCGUGGAAGGAUACAUGGAGGAAGGAAGCACGACGACGCCAUUCGAUAUGAUGCUUGUGAACAGAGUGUCGCGGUUCCACGUGGCGCAGGCUGCUGUGAUCGGGGCAUCGCGGCGAAACGAAAGGGUCCAAGUGCGCCAGCAGGAACUGGUGACCGAGUUGAAUCAUAACAUUGUGGAGGCACGCAAAUACAUUCUCGCCAACCGCAAAGACCCCGACGAUACGUAUGAUACGCCCUCGUUCGAUUGAGGCACUUUGAGAAAUGACCUAUUAUUAGAGAUAGACCAGAAUCCCAAGCUGUAUUCGUU